GUAUUUUAUGAUAAAAUCAGACUAAUUUUACUCAUAUGGUUAUAUUUAUGAGUGUAGAUAAGAUGUGUAAUUAGUAAUUAUAAUUUAUAUAAUUUAUAUUAGGUUUUGAUGUAGAUUAAUUUUAGAGAACUAGUUACAUUAAUAAGCAAUUGGCGAAUAUUCUUAUGAAAAUCUGGCAGACUGCUUGCACAUUCCCAUUUCCGCUUUCUUAAUAUCUGUAUUAAUUUUAAAGGAUAGAAUGGCUAGACGCCGAAAAAUACUUAAAUUCUCUGGAUAAUGUGAUAUUUUGGAGUAUUGUGUUUCUUGUUUACAAACUAAGGCUUCGGAAAACCAUCUUAAAUGUACAUGAUGGGGAAUUCUGACAGCCGCAACCUCGACCAUGGACACAAUCGUUAUGAUAGUCGGGGAACUGGGCUGGAAUUGCAAAGGAAACCAUCGGUUCCUGUACCAAGACUACCAAUGCCAGACGGUCAGGAAUUGGAAAGGAGAUUUACCAAAGUGCUUACAUCCAUGGAUUUGCCUCCAGAUAAGGCAAAAGUACUUAAAGGUUAUGAUGAUGAGAGAAAGUGGGACUUAAUAUGUGAUCAGGAACGUGUCCAUGCUAAAGAUCCUCCUCAUGCCUACCUGGAAAAGCUUAAGGCAUAUUUAGAUCCUAAGGCAACUAGAAGCUCUAGGCAAGCUAUGUGUAUAGCAAUUCAUACAAUGAUUCCAGUUCCAUUCAUUAAGAGGAAAAUGUUAGGGGAUUCAACAUCAACCCAAGUCCUUAGAGAUCUGGAAAUUUCACUUCGGACCAAUCAUAUAGAGUGGGUUAGAGAAUUCUUGAAUGAACACAACAAAGGUCUUGAUGUCCUGGUAGAUUACUUAUCCUUUUCGCAAGUUGUUAUGAGACGAGAGCAGCUGUUAAAUAAUGAAAAAACCUCGAGUUUGGAUUCCGGAUUAAGCAGAAGUCCUAAACGAUAUCUUAAAAGAUCUAAUACAAUUGGUUCUCCGCGCAGCUCAAAAUAUAUUAACAAGUUAAAUAUGGGUGAAGCUCGAGACGAUGUACAUGUGUGCAUAAUGUGCUUACGAGCAAUUAUGAAUCACCAGUAUGGUUUUAAUUUAGUGAUAGCCCACACAGAUGCAAUCAACUGUAUUGCGCUCAGUUUGAAUCAUAGAAGCCUAAGGACGAAGGCUCUUGUAUUGGAACUUUUGGCAGCUGUUUGUUUAGUCAGUGGUGGGCAUGAUAUUAUUCUUUCAGCGUUUGAUAAUUUUAAAGAUGUGUGUGGAGAGCAGCACAGAUUUGAAACUCUUAUGGAUUAUUUUAAAAAUUAUGAUGAAUUCCACAUAGAUUUUAUGGUUGCUUGUAUGCAGUUCAUCAAUAUUGUAGUCCACUCCGUGGAAAACAUGAAUUUUCGAGUUCAUUUACAGUAUGAAUGUACUAAUAUUGGUCUUGAUGACUAUCUAUCAAAAUUACGCAACACAGAGAGUGAUCGACUUGCAGUGCAAGUCCAUGCUUAUCUAGAUAACAUGAUUGAUGUGGCCCAAUUGCUGGAAGAUUCAGAAACAAAGACAGAUGCUCUAGAAAAAGUGGCAGAACUAGAGGAUGAUUUAUCUCAUAUUACAGAAAGAUUAGCAGAGGUUGAGGAAGAAGCAAUGACCAAAACAGUGGAGUUAGAAAAACAAUUAUCAGAAGCUAAUGCAGAAUUGGAGGACCUUAGGGAGUUAACAUCUAAGCAAGAGUUAGAGAUGAAUAUGCUUCGUCAGACUAUGAUGGAGAAAGAUGAAGAAUCUAGGCAACGGCUUAGUAUGCUUGAUGCUAAGCUUUUAGAAUUGGAAACAUUGAAAUCUUUACCAGGUGGCAGCUCUUCAGAAGGAUCUCCAAUAAGAACUCCUGCAUUGUCCCCUGUUUCUGCACCACCACCUCCACCGCCUCCCCCACCUCCUCCACUUCCUAAUGCUCCAGGAGCUCCACCACCACCUCCUCCCCCAGGCAUAGGCAUUCCUCCCAUAGAUGCAAUGACCAUAAAAAAGAAAAUUCAAACCAAGUAUCGGUUGCCAAUUCUCAAUUGGACCCCACUUAAACCACAGCAGCUCAAAGGAACUAUCUUCUCAGAUCUGGAUGAUGAGAAGUUAUAUACUGUUAUAGAUUUUAAUGAAUUUGAAGACAUAUUUCGGUUGGGUCCUGCUGGGCCUCUAGUAGGAGGAGGAGAUGGCACACCCAAACUGCUCAAAAAAAAUAAAAAGCCAGAAACUGUAUCUUUGUUAGAAGCAAAUAGAUUGCGUAAUGUUGCUAUAACCAGAAGGAAAAUUGAAUUAUCAAAUGAUGAUAUUGUAAAAGCAAUAAAUGGGCUGGACCUAAAAAAGUUAUCCUUAGAUGUUGUAGAUAUUAUGAUGACUAUAUUGCCUAAUGAAAUAGAGACAAAAGCAUAUAAAAACUUUGAAAGAGAGAGACAAUCAGUUAAUUCAUUAUCAGACGAAGACAAAUUUAUGUUACAGAUGGUUAAAGUAGAAAGAUUGGCUCAAAAACUUCAGAUUAUGAGCUUUAUUGGUAAUUUUUCAGACAACAUACAUCAGCUACAACCACAAGUAAAUGCAGUUAUUGCUGCAUCUAUGUCAUUAAAAAAUUCACACAAAGUUCGCAAGAUAAUGGAAAUCAUUCUAGCUCUUGGGAACUAUAUGAACAGUAAUAAAAGAGGAGCAGUGUAUGGAUUUAAGCUACAGAGUCUUGAUAUGUUGGUAGAUACGAAAUCUGGAGACAAAAAGACAACAUUAAUGCAUUUCUUAGUAAUGACAGUGCAGGAUAAAUUCCCAGAUCUUUUAAAUUUUGAUUCAGAACUCAGAUUUUUAGACAAGGCAGCUGUUGUUUCAAUGGAGAACAUCAACACUGACAUACAUGAAUUAGAGAGAGGAAUGGAGCUGACAAAAAGGGAAGCAAUUAUUCGUAAAGACUCCAGAGACUAUCCUCCCAUUUUAAAAGAUUUCCUGUCCAAUGCUGAGGAGAAAUUUAAAAAACUGUUGGGAGAUGUAAAAACUGGCCAGGACUCAUACAAGAAAGUGGUGGAGUUUUAUGGUGAAAAUCCAAGAAGCAUAUCACCUGCUCAAUUUUUCUCACAAAUAGUCAGAUUUGUGUCUAGUUUUAAGCAAGCUCUUUUAGAUAAUGAGAGAAGAAGAAAGCUAGAACAUGGAUUAUUGGAGCCUGACGUACAACCUGUAAAGAAAAAGGACAAAAAAGUAACACAGGAGGCCAUGGUAAAUGAGUUAAAAAAUCGUAACCGGGAAAGAAAAGAACAAAGAAGGCUGCUAAAACAAGAUGACAUGUAUCAUGGAGCUCUUGAGGACAUUCUUUUAGAUCUAAAAAAUGAACCAUACCGUAGAGCUGACGCCUUACGAAGAAGUCAAAGAAGAAGAGCAGAAAAUUUAAUUCAGGCUCAACACAGUGGAUCAGGAGAUGUCUUUUAGAAAAAAAAUUGUAUUAUAUAGAGAGUUUUAUUGAAUUAUAUCACUGAGAACUUUAGUCAUAUACACCUAUGCUGUCAGUGUGACGAUGGCAAUUAAGUUCACCAAGUUGUUAACAGUAAUGUUAGGGUAAUUUUAGUUCACCACUACAAUUUUAUAUAAAUCAUGACAAGAUAGAAAUGUAUAAUAUGUACAAACACAAUUUGCUGUGGCAUUUUGCCAAAUGUUACCAAUUAUGAGUUUCAUGUUAAGCUGAAUAUCAAAACAAAUUAAGUUAAAGUUUUAUAUUUAUAGUUGUGUACUAAUGGUAAAGUAUUUUAUGAGGAAGGCAAAAGUAGAAAAAUAUAUGAGGAGUUAUUAUUUGCUGGUUAUGUCUGGCUUUUAUCAUAAAUCUGAAUUUUUGUUAUAUUACUAUGAAUUACAGUAAACAAAAUAAUUAAUGGGAUUUUUGUGUUGCUAUUAAAUAGCAGUUUUAAGGUAAAAUAAGUAAAAAAAUAAUUUGCAACUAAGUACACUUUUUUGUUUUAGUAAAAAAAAAUUUAAGAAUACUCUUGGCUCAAUUUUUUUUGUUUACUUAUUGUUACUUUUGUAAUUGGACCAUGAUAUGAUUUUGAUUUCAAAUUUUAUAUAUUUGAUACAUUUUCAGAAAUAUUGCAUUUCUUUUAAAAAAAAAGAUUUUACUUUCCAGAACAUUGUUGAAAAAUAAGUAUGUUCAUAUUUGUAGUAUACGAGUACUUCAAUUGCUGUGCCUAAUUAUACACAACAAACAGAUUGCUUGCAGCAUGCUAUCAAUUAAAAAGUGCACUUUAUUUUAACUGAUAUUUGAUUUCCAUGUUUCACUGCCAGUCAUAUAACAAUUACACAAUAUCUUUGUAUAAUAAGUUAUGGAUAGACACAUUCAAUAUGCUUAAAAAAAAAUUAUGUAAAACUGGUGCAUUCAACCAAAAUUUUGUAAAAUUGUUGGGAUGUAAUUUUUUUAUUCUGAUGAAGCUAGAUGUUUGUUAAGCUUAGCUUUAAUAUUUUCUUUGCUUGUUAAACGGUGCCACCAGAUAUCAAUUUUAACUCGUACAUUUCUAUGCAAUUUAAAAAUCAUUAGAUGUCUUGUCCAUUUUAAAAGUAUUAAUGAGACUUCAUUUAAAAGCAUUACUUCUGUUCUUGCCAUCCAUAUGCUGUACACUUCUGUAAAAACUAAGUUACACAAGAUUAUUUUGCUACUUUUUUUUUAAAAGAGUGUAACUGAUGAAUGUUUCAGAUCAAAGAACACAGUAAUUUUAACUCAUCUGUGUAAUAUAAACUGCUUCAAAUAUUGUUUUAUUCAAUUUUUUUUUGGUAACCUGGUUGCUAGACUAGCUUAUUAAGUUGUAAGUUUUUUUGCUGUGCAAAUGUUUUUACGGUCUGUUCAAUUAAUGUUUUGCAUGUUGUUAUCACAUUACUGUUUCUAACUUAUUAUUUUGCGAGAGCGAUUUCUUUCUGUACAUAAUUUUAAACUUAAAUUAGUUGAAAGUAUGAGUUGUCUGUAGAAGAAAACACCAAAAUUUUCAAUACUCAGUGUAGCCAACAACAUAGCUAGCCUUGGCAUGUACAAGGGCGCUGAAUGCAGUUCGAACAGAUGAGAUCAACUAGUCGUUCACAUCCUGUACUCUCGUUAGAAAAAUGUCACAUUGUCCAAUUUAACUAGUUCUAAUUAUGAAAAAAGUUUAUUUAUGUUUGAAUUAUGCUUUUUGUUCAUAUUAGAUUUUAGUUAGACACUAAUGCUUUCAGUGCUGAUAGCAAUUGCAAAUUUGUGGCUAUGUUGUGUUCAUCCUCAACUGUAAUAAGUAUUUCAAUGACUUACAUUUUCUUUCAUUAAUAUAACUCAUGUGUGGGUUGUCAACAUCAUUGCUAGGCCAUUUUUUAAUAGAGAAGAAAAAAAUGGUCAUCUAGUUAACCAAUUUCAUUCAACAUUAUGUUAACCUAAAAAAAAUCUUUUUAAAAAUUAUAUUAAACCAAGGUAUUGAAAAAUUUAUUGUGAAUUGAAAGGAGUAUUUAAUCCAACCAACACUAAUUCAAGUGUGCUCUUUUUAUUAUAUUGUGUAGUUAUUUAAAAUUUACAGCAAACUCUUUAUAAAAGUUGUCAUAAGUUUUUGAUAAUGUGAAAUUGUUUUAAGCUGAAAUUAUUUAACUACUGAUUCAUAUUUCUAAUGCUGAUAAAUUUUAUCUCUGAGUGAUUAACGCAAAGUCUAGUUAUUGAUUGUAAAAUUUUUCAUAUUUUCUCUCUGCUACUUACAUGUCCUAGUCAUAAUUCUGUUUUCUUUUUUUUUGUUACAUUUUCUCGUGUGCAAUGAAUUUUAAAUUGUUUUUCGCUUGCUUUGGUCUUCAUAAAAAUAAAAGUUUAUUUUUAUAGUCCCUCCUUGAUGGCAGUCUAUUUCAUGAGACAGGGUUUUAAAAAUAAUUUGUUUAUGGAAAAAAAUUAAAUUUAAAUUUUCAGUGAUUAAAGUUGUACUAUAAUCAUAGCUAUUUGUUCUUUUAACUUAAAAAUUCAUUCUUGGUAUGUAAAUAAGCUAAAAUAUUGCUUUUUAUACCAGCUUUUUACUGUUGUAUGAUAAACUAUAGUUCAGUAUAAAUAUAUUAGAUUGUAUGUAUGUAGUUAUUCAAACUGUGCUUCCCAUUGCAAAUGUAAAUAUAUAAAAACAUAUACUGAGGUUGAAGUAUGGUGUGGAAGUGUUUGAAAUAGUUUAUUCAGAUUGUUCUUUAAUAGUAUUAAACAUGAAGCUAGACAUGCUAAAUCAGUUUUUGGCUUACUUAGUCAUGGUUGCAAUUUAUUUCAGGUUUAAAACAAAGUUAUGACAUAACGUUUAAAAAUUUUACCUUCUCGAUCAAUAAUUCAUUGUAUUUUAUAAUAGAUUCUAUUUUUUGUAGUAGCAACCAUUAAGUGUUGAAGAUGAGUUAACACCUUUGUAUUUAAAUAGGACUAGGGACAUUUAAUAAAUCUUGUGCCUAAUUACAAUGAAUGAAUGAACUGAUUGAAUGUUGUACUUGUGUACAUCAAAUGAGACAUUUUACAAAUUGUUGUUGUAAUUGUGUGAAUGUACUAAUUAGAAAAAACGAAAGUGAAUUUUUUCAUGUCUAAAUAUAAAUAAAUGACUGCUAAUAUUU
Messenger RNA from Physella acuta, 6570 nucleotides. Its product is annotated as formin-like protein. Lineage: Eukaryota; Metazoa; Mollusca; Gastropoda; Physidae. Gene Ontology annotation, molecular function: small GTPase binding; actin filament binding. Gene Ontology annotation, cellular component: cytosol. Gene Ontology annotation, biological process: cortical actin cytoskeleton organization; regulation of cell shape; cell migration. The record is from RefSeq and is a predicted model, not a curated record.